Molecule: messenger RNA, 3226 nt
Organism: Xenopus laevis (African clawed frog)
Lineage: Eukaryota; Metazoa; Chordata; Amphibia; Anura; Pipidae
Product: E3 ubiquitin/ISG15 ligase TRIM25-like
Exons: 1
Coding region: 1363-2607 (414 amino acids)
Source: RefSeq, a predicted model, not a curated record
UACCAACCCUUAUGUGUGUUAAAAUUUGAGAUAAGUAAAAAAAAAAAUUAGCAUCAUGACAAUUCCAGUUGUCCGUGACGACAUUAAGAGCUCAGCCCCCAAACAUUGUCCCAAUCGUUGACCACAACAGGCGCUGGAUCCAGUUGGGGGACAAUAUAAGGGGAGCCAUUGAUGGAAGAAGAGAAUAAUGGGGAGGGGGUGGAGGGAGAACAGAGCAGGUGUUGGGAAGCUGGGCUUCCAGCCGUGUAGUAUGGCCUUGGAUGCUAAUACUACUGCUGGGAUUGGAGCAAAGCCAGAAAUGAAUCUAGAGUAACCCUCAACACCAUCUAUUUGAGGAUAAACAUAUGCUUGGGGCUGAUUUAGAGGAUAACCGGACAUCAAUUGCCAUGGUUUCAGUCCAUGACAAACUUCACCCAUUUCAUGUUUCAAGCUUGUAUUAUAAGGUAUGGUCACAUGACCUUAGGGUGUAGUAACAAGGGAUGCGGGGGUUAGGAAAAUCUCAACCCCCCACCCAACCUCUACCAGUGUCUUCUCGUUCUGUAGGAUACUUGUGUGUGUGCCUCUGGUUUCAAGAUGGGAAAUCUUUGGGAGCAGUUGAGUGUAGUUCCCCCAGUCUGACCAGCACCCAACUCUAACCUGUAAUGCUUGGACAAAUUUCAACCCAAACCUGGCCAACUGGUGGUCAGCUUUGGGUUUCGGGUCAUCCUGCACAUCACUAGUAUUAACGACCAAACAUAUUUUAAUUUGAUUUAUUAUGGGCAAAUCCGUUACAUGGGAUAGUAGUAGGUAACACACUUGGUACCAGCACCAGAGAGCAAAGGCCGAUAGAACGUUUGCAUGUAUCAGAAGAAUACUUGGAGAUGCAGUUUUGGUCACUCAUCUUCAAGAAAAGAACUGAGAGAAAACCACUUCCACUCAUGGACUUCUUUGGAGAAUAAACUUGUGGUCAGUACAAGCAUUCGUGAGCUUGCAGGACAGUUCAAAAAAAAGUGGCAGCCUUUAUAUAAAUAUGGCCCUGGCCAGAGUUGGGCACGAUGCAAUGGCUGCUUUUGCCAUGAUGCCUUAUUGGAUGGAUAUUAUUGGUCAUUCUAUCUGAGAUAAUGGCAGCUUUGCCAAGACUGAAGCUACGAGCCACUUGUAGGCACUAACACCUUCAUGGAAAAUCAGGCACAGCAAAGAAAACAAUAAUUUCAUAUUUAGCACGUCUAUUAGACAAAUACAAAGGGGAAAUAAAAUGACAGUGGCUCUUUAAUGCUGUCCUGGAAUUGAAUGCUCCACGUAAUGUAGCUGGCGUGAAGGAAUGUGGUAGAACGAGUCUUCUACGAUUCAUAUUUCACUCUUACUUGUCAUAUUCACUGCAUCAUGGCGGCUGCUGGAGUGAGAGAAGAACUCACCUGCCCCUUGUGUCGGGAGAUUUAUACAGACCCUGUAACCCUGCUGUGUGGCCAUAGCUACUGUCGGGUCUGUAUUCGGAAAACAUGGGACUGGCAGGAGGGGAUAGAGGAAAAACCUUCCUGCCCUGAAUGCAGAGAGCAAUUUUCAAGGCGCCCUCCGCUUAGAAGAAACCUGAGGCUGAACAAUUUGGCUGAGAGUUUUCUCCCUAUCGAUUCAGAACAAGGAGGUGUCAGAAUCUUUUGCUCUUACUGUGAACCUUUUGUAAGUGCCACCAAGUCUUGCCUGUUGUGUGAGGCUUCUCUGUGUGAUUAUCAUGUGAGGAAGCACAACAAGUCUGAAGAACAUCUCUUAAUGGAACCCACCACCUGCUUUGGGGAGAGAAAAUGCUCCGUACACAAGAAGAUCCUGGAAUAUUAUUGCACUGAGGAUGGUGUCUGUAUCUGUGCCUCCUGCUGCCUGGUUGGAGAGCACCGGGGGCACAAGGUGGAACUGCUGAGUGAGGCCUCAGAGAAGAAGCAGGAGCAACUGAGGAAUGUUCUCUAUGGUCUUACCUCGAUGAAAGACAGAGCUGAUAGACGGAUGCAGAGUCUGCAGGAGCGGAGAAUAAUAGUGCAAGGGAAUGCAGCCAAGGAGAAACAACAAGCCUUGGCCCUCAUUGAGGUGAUCAGGGAAUAUCUGCAAACUCUAGAGGAUAAACUGAUGAGAGUUAUCAGCCAGGAGGAGACCUGUCAUUUGCAGAUACUGUCUAAACGAAUCGAAAAGCUGGAAAUAAAGCAGGACGAACUGUCCAGUAAGAUCCGUCACAUUGAGGAGCUGUGCAACAUGGCAGAUCCACUCACUGUCCUACAGGAACGGGAAUCCGAUGGAGCUGAAUUUUAUGGGGUUGACGAGAAACCUAAUGAGGGCAGAAUAGGAGAUAAUACAAAUGAGUUUCCAGUAAGUGAACAGAAUUUGGGACUGGCACCACAGAAGUUGCUCAGACGAUUAUAUGAGAUUUUGGGUGGGAUUAGGAGGCAGGAAGAUAAAGCCAGUCUGCCGGAUACUAAUGUGGCCACUAGCCUUGACUCAUUACCAGAAAAUAUCACUGAGUCUCCCCUGCCACUGAAUCGGCAAGAUUCUUCAUCCUUAGACUUCUCAGUGACCUCUGGGGCAAGCGGCCGCUCGGUCAAUAACACGGGACACCUGGAAAGUCUGAAGGACACAGAUUCAUAGGUGGGGUCCUUAGCUCUCUGCAAUCCGGCCCAUGUUUGCUUCAAUCCGAUGAGAAAGGGAAGAAGGAGAACUACAUUCCUUUAAAUGUUAGAUUUCUUUGUAUAAUGAUGAUCACGGGCCUCUGCUAAAUUUUAUUGGUGCAGAACUUUGCUAAUUGGUUGCCACUGGUAACUGCACCAGUUCAAUGUUGCACCUAUGUUAGAAAUGCAGCCCAGUUAUGAUAAUAUUCCGCUUUUACUAGUACUAAAAGACCCGUUUAUCAAGUUCAAUCGGUGCCCAUGUAAGUCCUGCCUUAUUCACGUGAUCCAGAGGAAGGUGGAAACCUCCAUCUUAUGUUGUCUGGGAUUUGACCAAAGUGGGGAAAACCCUUUUAUUUUUAUAUUCAUACAGUUUCCCUCUGAUUCGCUUCAUACACUGGGGUGUUGCUUCGGUGGCGUCAGACGGUUUUUCAGGUUUGAAAGUAAACUGUAGUUAAAAUAAAAAAAAUUUCAUUCUGGCUGUAAACUGACUUCUAUUGUGUAACAGCGUUUGGGAGAAACUGAUCUGUUUUGUUUUAAUCUCAAAACCAGUUAAAGGGAUACUGUCAUGGGAAAAAAAAAUUUUUUCAAAAUGAAUCCGU